Molecule: messenger RNA, 4898 nt
Organism: Scaptodrosophila lebanonensis
Lineage: Eukaryota; Metazoa; Arthropoda; Insecta; Diptera; Drosophilidae
Gene: Mondo
Product: protein WBSCR14 homolog
Exons: 11
Coding region: 1336-4860 (1174 amino acids)
Biological process (GO): regulation of transcription by RNA polymerase II
Cellular component (GO): nucleus
Molecular function (GO): DNA-binding transcription factor activity, RNA polymerase II-specific; protein dimerization activity; RNA polymerase II cis-regulatory region sequence-specific DNA binding
Source: RefSeq, a predicted model, not a curated record
UGCGAAUUACAGAAAUCAAAACAAAAACUAUCAAAACAUGCAGGCUGGAACUAAAUGAACCUCAUUAUUAUGGUACAUCCUCGCCGUAACUCUUAUCGGAAAAUUAAAUACAUAUACAAUGUCUAAUAUCCCCACACAUAGUUUCCGUUCUCCAAAAAGUCGGUCUUGCCUUUUGACUUGGCUUUCAAAAAUAAUAUUUAAAUGAAAACCAAAAAGUUUAAUUUUAAUUAGUCGUUCACAAAUUUGAAGCAAAACAUAUUUUUCUAUAAUUUAAAUACGUUAGAAUUUAAAUUAAUUUCGUAAAUGCUUAGGUAUGGAGGGUAUGCAAUCUUCGGUCAACCCACUGAUAAUGUUUUUCUUGUUUUGAUUGUGUGUGCCACUAGCUGCUCGCAGUUUUUGUUUUCACGAUCAGUUCCGUUUGUGAAAUGAAUAAGGCAUCGUCGUUGGAUGGCACUUGCCAGAACCGAAAUUAAUAAAUGUGAGAUAUAUAUAAUACCGAGCGUGCGUUGACGUGAGUUUCAAUGAAAUAGCGACUACCAUCAGAGCAAUAAUAAUAAUAGCAACAGUGGCAAGUGAAUUUACAUUAUCAGCCACAAUUUCCACUGCUUUGACGUCUUAUUUUCGACAUUGUGUAUUUGUUGUUGGUGUGCGCGCGUUUCGUGAUUAUUCAAACACGUGCAUAUGUAUGCAUAGUUAUUGUGACGUAUCUGCAUACGUACGUUUAUAUAUGUAUGUAUAUACAUGUAUAUAUAUAACGGCAAACGCGUAAAAAACUGGGCGUGUUUGCUUUUGAAACAAAAUCGAAAAAAUAAUAAAGCAACAAGUGCAUAUUAGAGCAAAUGACAGCCGGGCGUAAAGUGUUAAUAAAUUAUGUAUUUAAUGAAUUGAAUUUGGUGUGAAUUAUUCUAUUACAACAACGCAAAAUAGUACAUACAUAGAUAGAUAAUUUCACAACUUCUAUCUGGGCAAAUAGAAUUGUAUACAUAUAACCAUUUAUUUGCAACAUGUUAGAAAACAACAACAGCAACAAUAGUCGAUCAUUAAACAUUUUGUGCGUGUGAUUUUAAUUAAUCAACUCUUCAUUGUGCUAAAAAUAAUUCCGUAAAACCUCAAAUAAAUUUCGCAUGAUCACAAAAUAUAGCAGAUCAGCAAUAAAAUUUACAAAAUAAAAAUAAGAAAAAGCCAACCAACAAAAUGUUGACUGGAUAGUGUGAAAAUUAUACAAAAUAGAAAUCCUAAACAUAGUAUAAAGCGCGCUCAAAAUACCCAAAAUCCAAUCAUAUUUUUAAAACAUUGCCCGGAGCCUAAAAUCCAAACCCAUUGCUCAUCACUAAAAUGAUGCUGAACAAAUACGAGAGCUACCAACGCACAACCAACAGCCACACCAUGUAUCCGCACCAUCAAACCAACCAGCACCACCAAUUCCAGCAGCUCCAGUAUGUCAGCGGCGAUGCAACUGGCAUAUGCAGUUUCCCCAAUGGUAAUACGUUGACCAAUGCUGGCGCCAGCAGCGUUAACUCUGCUGAUUCGGCCGAACGUGAGUCCAUACACUCGGGCCAGUUCAUGGUCUCGCACUUUGAGGCUGAGGAGGCGCAAGAUGAUCUCGAAGAUGAUGGCGAGGUAAAAAUGCUCGAUCCCGAGGAUCCCAGUCUGGACAAGGCGGGCGAGCAACCGAACACGUGUCGCGAUGUUCAACUAUAUGUGCCACAGAAGACAGUCGUCCAUUUCUCCCGCACGGAUCAGGAGUGCGAUGAGAACAGCAUGAGCAUGAUCACCUCCCAUUUAGAGAUCGAAACUUCGCUGACGAAGCUCUUCAAAUGCAUGAAUCUAGCCUACAGCCAAAAGCUGACCUCACCAAAAUGGAAUCAUUUCAAGGGUGUCCGUUUACGUUGGAAGGACAAAAUACGUCUCAACAAUGUCAUCUGGCGUUGCUGGCAUAUGCAAUUCAUACAAAAGCGCAGAACGCCGGUGUGUCAAUUCGCAUCGCCGCUGGACGUUGACAUACAUAGUAAUCCUCAAACCGUAGUACUUGAAGGCAAGUACUGGAAACGUCAUUCGGCUGUCAUUAAGGCUGAAUACAGAAAAUGGCGCAAAAAUUAUAAAUCAAAAGCAACAGGCUGCUUGACCUAUGAUUCGAGCGAGCUAGACUUCUUGGAAUGGUCACCGCUUAACGAUAGAAACCUAAUGCCAGAUGACUGGACCACGGACACUCUAUUCUCGGCUAUAAAUGGUCCGUUUCCAUUUCCUGACUCCAGAGAAAUCGCUCGCGGUGCUGGAAUUGCCGAUUUCAUACAGCCCAGCUUGGGUCCGCUGCAACCGAAUUUAGAUGAUAUCGACAUAUCGUUCUCCGAUCUGCUGCCGAACACACGCUUGCCACCAGUGCCCGAGGAGGGCACCGAUGCUGAAAUGUUGAAAGGCGAUGACUUCGGCCUUUCUUCUAUUACGAGUGCAUCGCAUACGCUCUUUAGUAACGACAGCAUGAUGGACGUAACGUCGGGCAGUGGUCAGGUGGACGCCAAUAUGCUCGAGCUGAAUACACCGAUCAACACAAUGCCAUAUGCCCAGCUGGAGCAACAGUUUGUAGUGGCGCGUCAGCAGGCUCAACAGAACGCGGAGGUGCAACAGCAGAACAAUUUACUGCUCAACGAUGGUACGUUGGCGACACAGACACAGAACCAGACGCGACCCCAUACCGUCAAACACUUUGGUGCUAUUGGUGGCAAUGACAGCAGCAAUCGCUGUUCGUCCAGCGACAAUUUCCCCAGCAAGAGCGUAAUCAAUGGACGGGUGGCCAAGAGCACGCAGCGUCCAUUUAGACGUGAACCACACAACUAUGACAAGGCUCAGCCAACGCUCCAUCAGACAACCAUCUAUCAGCAGAUGCUGGCCGAGCAGCAAAAGAAUCAGCAGCACCAUUUAAAUGCCGGAGUAGUGUUGCAGUCGAGUUCUUAUCAGGCACAGCAGCCGCAGCAGCAACAACAGUCGAUGUUUAAUGCACAAAACUUUUUAGCUGGCUAUGUUGAUAGCUAUCCGCAGCAACAGCUGCAGGUACAGCAACAGCAGCAGCAGCAGCAACAACAGCUCAGCGUUAAAGUCGAGCCAAAUACUGCGGAUGUUAUGGCGCUGCUUAACGAACCCUACAACUCCAACUCCCACAGCUACAAGCCCUAUCCGCUGUUCAAGAAGUCUGCAUCAACUGGCACUUUUCUCAAUGUUCCACGUCUACCGCAACAGCAGCAACAAUUGGGCGGAAGCCCCAAUUACUUGCACGAACAGCAGCAACAACAACAGCAACAGCAGCAGCAGCAACAAUUGCAAAUGCAGCAAACGCUGUCGCUGGGUCUUAGUAACCAGCAACUGUUGCAGCUGGCGCGCCAACAGCAAGCAAACAAUCCACAACAACAACAGCAACAACAACAAUUGCAGCUGCAACAGCAACAAACUGUAGCCAGUUUACUUAUGUCACCUCCGCAGCAAACACAAGUACAGUCCGCGAUUAAUGUAAGCACUCCCUGGCCUACACCCAACACCAAUAUCUUGCCCAAAGAAAUGCAUCGCUCCAACAGUCUACCACUCAAUGUGUCGCUAAACAAAUUGCCGGACGCUCGGCAGCUGCUGCCUGAGCAUUUCGCCGUGCCCAAGUUGCAUGUGAAGGGUAAAUCGCGCAUCCGCAGCAAUUCUAUGCAUCAGCAUACCGGGGCCGGAUCAAGCGGUAGCAGCAGUAUUAGCAAUCUGCUGGUGACGCAGCAAAUGCAACAAACCACCAGCGAUCCCAUGCUAAACAGCACGCUCGCCCAACUCUUAACGUCCAACAAGCGUCAGGCGGCGUCAUUAGGCGCCAAGUCGUCGCAGCACAUCCAGCAGCAGCAGCAACAGCAGCAACAAUUACAGCUCAGUUCUUCAACAAGUGCCAUCGCCAGCAACAGCAGCAACAACGCUGGGUUGUAUGCUGUCGCCGUCCCCUCACCACCCAAACCGCAAACGUAUGCGCCUGCGCAGCAACACUCACCAAAGAAGUCCGCCUCAUUGCCAAUAGCUUCAGCAAAGCCCGCGCUCCAUAGUCCGCCCGGUGGCGCCAAAAUGCUCAGUUUCCCGCUAACGGCUCAGCAACAAAACACAAACACAACUACAACAAGUAGUCUGAGUCUGUCGCCCGAUUCGCCUUUCCACGACUCGCAGGACUCGCCGCUAUCACCCACGGCCUGUCUCAAGUAUCAGCCGCGUGACACGCAACGCCGUGCCGGCCAUAUACACGCCGAGCAGAAGCGUCGCUACAACAUCAAGAAUGGCUUUGAUACGCUACACUCACUCAUACCACAGCUCCAACAGAAUCCGAAUGCCAAGCUCAGCAAGGCGGCCAUGCUCCAAAAGGGCGCCGAUCACAUCAAACACCUGCGACAGGAGCGUAAUGGGCUGAAGGACAAAAUCGAGUCGCUGCGCAUGGAACGCGAUGCGUUAAACAACUCGCUGAUGCAUCUGCACUCCAUACUUCCCGCAAAUGGUGCGCCUGUUACGCGGCAGGGCACCGAGCAUGUCCGGCAAUUAUACGAGAACUAUGUGCGCUACCACACCAUGACCAAUUGGAAGUUCUGGAUUCUCGGUCUUAUUUUGGAACCGCUGCUAGCAUCGUACACCUCAACGGUGUCCAGCGCAAGUCUGGAUGAAUUGCGCCGUACCGCCUUUCUCUGGGUCGAUCAGCACUGCUCGCUCGUCGAUCUGCGACCCGCUGUCACGAACAAAUUAAAAUAUCUGUCCAUGCACACGGAUAUUGUGUCUGAUCCACCCAGCUCGCUGCAAGAAGAGGUAGUCAAGGCUUUACAGAAUAGUAGUGGCCAGCAUCCGAACUUACAUGGGUCCUAGCCGCUGCCUUCCCUGUUCCUGAUAUGAAUUUAUUGAUU